GAGCCUCCAGUUUGCAGAAAUUCGAAUAUUUCUUUCCUUUAAAAACUUCUGUACCUCUGGAACUUUCAUAUUUGUGAAGAAGGCAUCAUGCGCCAACGCCUUGUCCCCAAGCCUCGACUUGAUGCAAUUAUUUAAUUAGUUACCAGACUUUCUCACACAAACAAUUAGCUUAAUGAAUCUUAUUUGCCAGAGCAACGGGGGCUUCUUUCCGUUUCACUUCCUUGUCAAAAAAUGGAGAGCGACCAGGUAAAGGUCCUGAAGGAAAAAGCCAAAGAAACGAUCGAUAUCUAUUCUCCUGAAUUAUAUGAACUGAACAAAAGUGUAUGGGAAAACCCAGAGCUUGGUCUUCAGGAGAGAUUUGCUCACGAUCAGCUGACAGAAUUCUUGGCGGAUCAAGGCUUCGAUGUAAUUCCUCAUUACACUUUGGAUACGGCUUUUCGGGCGGAAUGCGGAGAGGAUGGAGGUCUUACAAUUGGACUGAUUAGUGAAUAUGAUGCUUUACCGGAAGUAGGACACGCUUGUGGACAUAAUCUGAUCGCUGAAUCGGGAGUAGCAGCGGCUUUAGGCAUGUUUAUGUUGUUCAUUUGCUUGACAAACUUCUACCUGCCUAAUAAAGCGAUCCAUAUUUAUCGGACACGUCUCAAGAUUGCUUUGAAUGCUAUUAAUCAGAAACCCAAAGUCAAAAUAGUUCUCCUUGGAACUCCUGCUAAGGAAACAACAGGUGAUGGGAUCAAACAGCAUGUUUACAAUAUUAGCCUGCACUUUGCAUACACAUUAUAG
Pocillopora damicornis (cauliflower coral) is the source of this 780-nucleotide messenger RNA. RefSeq names its product xaa-Arg dipeptidase-like. The record is from RefSeq and is a predicted model, not a curated record. Gene Ontology annotation, molecular function: dipeptidase activity. NCBI's taxonomy places the organism in Eukaryota, Metazoa, Cnidaria, Anthozoa, Scleractinia, Pocilloporidae.